Molecule: messenger RNA, 969 nt
Organism: Cercospora beticola
Lineage: Eukaryota; Fungi; Ascomycota; Dothideomycetes; Mycosphaerellales; Mycosphaerellaceae
Molecular function (GO): hydrolase activity
Source: RefSeq, a predicted model, not a curated record
AAGUUUCCAGUGUUGACACAAUGAGCACCCUACAGAUCAUAUCAGACCUUCAUCUCGAAUCGCCCAAGGCCUACGACAUCUAUAAAAUCACCCCCAAGGCGCCGCAUCUCGCGCUUCUUGGAGACAUAGGCAACGCUGUCUCUCACAAGGACGACCUCCUGAAAUUCAUCACGUCUCAACUUCGCCAGUUCCAGACCGUCUUAUUCAUCCCAGGCAAUCAUGAAGCAUACGGCUCAGAUUGGCCAUCUACUCUGCAAACACUGAGAGCCUUUGAGCAACAGGUCCAAGAGCAGCGGCAAGGCAACAGCGGAGAUGAUCAACGGCUUGGCGAAUUUGUCGUUCUGGAUCGUGGUGUUUUCAAACUGCCCCUCACGGCUACAGGAGAGCAAACAGUCAUCUUAGGAUGCAGUCUUUUCUCCCAUGUCCCACCCAAUCGCGAGAUGGCCGUCGAGAUGGGCCUGCAGGACUUCUUCCAGACCACAUCCUGGGACAUUCGUGCACACAACGCAGCCCAUGCACGAGAUCUGGAGUGGCUGAACCGAGAAGUCCAGCAGUUGGGGAACAGAAAUGCUCGAAUCAUUGUGCUUACCCAUUGGAGCCCGACGACAGAUGCUCGCGCGACAGAUCCGAGACACAUUAACAGUCCCAUCACGGCCGGAUAUUCUACCGAUCUCUCGAGCCAGCCCUGUAUGGCUAAUGAAAGUGUUGUGCUCUGGGCGUUCGGCCAUACGCACUACAAUUGUGAUUUUGCCAUCGAGCGAGAGAAUCGUGUACCGUUGCGACUCAUGACGAAUCAGCGAGGCUACUAUUUCUCUCAAGCCGAAGGCUUUGGAGUGGGAAGGGUUGUUGAGCUCUAAAUCGCCAUACCCGGACGUUGUUUGCGACCUAUGGCGUACAAUAGCAAGCGCUAAACCUGCAACGGCCGAUUCUAUGGCACAGCGUGACGCAUUGCAUUGAAAUGGCCGAUCU